CCCUUGUUAAACGUCUUAUUUGUUUUGAUUCUUAAUCUUUAGCUGUCAUCUUAACACAAAUGAACUCUUUCUUGACGGUACGGCUCCAACCAGGAAGACUUUAGGUCUAUUUCCGAAGCGUGGAAAACUCUAAAAAUCAAAAGAAUUAGGUAUCAGCAUCAAGGCUGUGUUCCAUUAAUAGAAUAAAUGUCUUCUAUACACUUUUAAGUUUAUAUUGACCAGCAUUGAACAGUUUCUUCCAGAAAAAAAUAGUUGAUAUUAAUGUUCCUCGAACGUCUAUAGAUCUUCCCAUUUUGAGAUUAAUAAAAUAAUUGGCUAAGAUGUGCGAAAAUCCAAAGCAAAAACUUCGAGAUACAGGUAUUUUGAGUCGCGAAGAUUUCGAUGGAGGACCCAUAAGUUUGGAUGAAAUUGAACCCGGAUUAUAUCUGGGUAAUUUAACAGCUGCCACCCAUAUGGAAACUUUGAGAUCGUUUAAUAUUUCUUAUAUAUUAACAUUGGAUUCAAUACCAUUGCCUCAGCAUAUUACGGAAGCCUCCUUUCUGACCACCAAGUAUAUACACAUUGCCGACAUGCCUAAAGAAGAUAUUUUACAUCAUUUGAAUACUUGCUAUGAAUUUAUUAAUGAAGCUCUUACAACAUCCCAUAACAUUUUAGUGCAUUGUUAUUUUGGUGUAAGUCGCAGUUCAUCGGCUGUUAUUGCGUACAUUAUGAAACAUCAUAACAUGGACUAUGCAUCGGCAUAUGAUUUUGUAAAAUCCAAGCGACGUUUUGUACAACCCAAUGCUGGAUUUGCUGCUCAGCUGAAGUUAUGGCACCGCAUGGGCUGUAAUAUUGAUCCACACUAUCAGAAGUAUAAAAUCUAUCGUUUACGUUUGGCUGGAGAUCAAGUGCGAAAAGCAAAAAUUCUUCCACCAAAUUUCAAUGACCUCAUAAAACCAGAUCCAGCUAUAACACAGGAAAAUCCUGAACCCAUUGUAUAUCGUUGUCGCAAAUGUCGCCGUGUAUUGGCAUCAAAAUCAAAUAUUUUACAACACAUUCCCAAAAAUAUUUCUCUGGAAAAGACAACUGAUGGUAAUAAUGGCAAUCCGAUGGUAAUGACUCCAGAACAAACAACUGCAACUGGUGGUCCCCGGCUACUUGAGCAGAUAGCCCAACAAAUACGUAAAGUUUCGCUGGCAUCGCCCACAGCUGGUGGAGAAGGGCCACAACAAAAUAUCACCUAUUGUCAGAAUAUUUUAUUUGUUGAACCCAUUGCCUGGAUGAAAAACAUUGGCAGUAACACACAAGGCCGUUUGAAUUGCCCCAAAUGUGAUCAAAAAUUGGGAAAUUAUAGCUGGGUAAAUGGCUGUCAAUGUCCCUGUGGCGAGGAAGUAACGCCAGCAUUUUAUAUGAUACCUUCCAAAGUUGAACUAUCCAAGGCUGUUCAAAAUGUACAAACAACUUUGUAAAAAAGUGCUCAAUAGUUGUUUGAUUCAAAUUUGGAAUUUAUGUGUUUAAACAUAUUGUUGUUAAAUGUAUUUUUUAUAUUGAUGUAUUUAAAUAUGAAAUCAAACCAAAAUGCUUCCAUAUUGUUGUGGUUAUAAAGUUAGAGUAUCCUAAAAUUAGAAUUGUUUUCUAAGCAACAACAGCCAUGUGUAUACGAAAUAUUUUGCGGUUUUUUGUUGAAAAAUAUCAGCUUGUUGUGAUAAUUUAUACAUUUACAUAGAUAGUCAUUUGGCCCAUGAUGGUUUACAAACUCCUUACGUCCUAAUAAAUAUUAAUUAUAAUUUUUAAAAAGUUCAAAUUUCUGUACCUUGGAUAACUACGAUUUGACGUAUAACUUAAUAAUUAAAGUAAAUACCAUGAAAAUAUCUCCAUUUAAAUUAAUUUAAGUCUUUAUUUAUUUUAUUUUUGUUUCCUGAAUCAUGUUGAACCAAUCAUUUGUGUAUUGUAAAAAUAUACAAAAUCAAAACAACUUCUCUCAUAGCUUAUGUAUCCAAAGUUAUCCACUUAAAAAAUACUCAAAUUAAAAGAUUUAUAUAAAUAACAUUUUUAUAAUAAAUGCAACCAAGUUAUAAUAUGGUAUCAGCUGCUUAAAGCAAUAACAAUAUUUGAGUGUUUAUUGUAACAUUUUUUACAAAUUACUCAAAAGAAUUUGAUGUUUCAACAUAACUUGUAUAAAUGUGAAUAAAAAUCAAAUUUUUUAUUGAAAUAAAUCAAAUAUUAUAUGAAUGUACUUAAUAAAAUAUUAAAAUUUGUGAUUUAAUAGUUAAAUUUUGUCUUAAUGCUAAUGCAUAUUUGCCCAUAUUGUUUUAUCUUAUAUGAAAAAAAGCAAUAAAUUAUUUAUGUAAAA
Molecule: messenger RNA, 2332 nt
Organism: Musca domestica (house fly)
Lineage: Eukaryota; Metazoa; Arthropoda; Insecta; Diptera; Muscidae
Gene: MKP-4
Product: dual specificity protein phosphatase MPK-4
Exons: 7
Coding region: 321-1448 (375 amino acids)
Biological process (GO): protein dephosphorylation
Cellular component (GO): nucleus
Molecular function (GO): protein tyrosine/serine/threonine phosphatase activity
Source: RefSeq, a predicted model, not a curated record